UUCGGAUUUUCAUAGAAAUUUUCAUAUUUUGUUCUUGAUACUUUCGAGUUUUAUCCGAUUGAAUAUUCGAUUGAACAACCAAAAUACUUAAUCUGAUAGUGUUCUACACGACUCUCGAUUCGUCCAAGUUUUCGUUAAUUUUCCCAACAAAGAUUGAAUAUUUUCGUUGAAGAUGACGAACGGUGAAUCAAUGAAGGACAGAACCAGUAACUUCGCUAAACUGGAAGGUGUCCAAGGACAGGACUUUCGAAGAUGGCAGAAGAAGAUGCAGAUCCUGUUGACGACUCUCAAAGUCGUGUAUGUGCUGAGUACUCCCAAACCAGAAGAGCGCGAGGACGAAACCAUUGAACAUGCCAGAAGGCGUUGCAAGUGGGAGAACGACAACAUUCUAUGCAUAGGCCACAUUCUAAACAGUUUGUUUGAUUCCCUCUUCGAUAUUUAUCAGAAUGUUGAAUCCGCAAAAGAAUUGUGGGAUUCUCUUGAAUCCAAAUACAUGGUGGAAGAUGCAUCAAGUAAGAAAUUUCUUGUUAGUGACUUUAAUAAUUAUAAUAUGGUUGAUUUAAGGUCUGUUAUGGAACAAUAUCAUGAACUUGUGCGUAUGUUGGGACAAUUUAAUUUACAUGGUAUGAAACAAGAUGAAUGUAUUUCUGUUUCGAAUGUAAUUGAUAAGUUGCCACCGUCUUGGAAAGACUAUAAACGUGAGUUGAAACACAACAAAGAUGAUUUGUCUUUGGUUCAAUUGGGCACUCAUCUUCGGAUUGAAGAAUCAGUGAGGGCUCGAGAAAGCAACAAAUCCAAGGAUGUUGCUGAACCAUCCUGUGUUAAUAUGGUGGAGGAUGGUGGUUCCAAGGCGAAGCACAAGUCUGAAAAAAGGAAGCAAAACAAGCCCGACAAGAACACCGCCAACAAAAAACAAAAGGUGCCAUGUUGAAAGUGCGGUAAACCCGGGCAUUUCAAGAAAGAUUGCAGGGUGGGCAAAGGAGAACAAGAAGCCGGUCCAAGUGGGUCGAAGAACCCAAAUAUGCAACAAGGUCAGAAUUUCGAAAACAUUAAUAAUUUGGUUUAGAAUUAUGUAUCACUAAUAUGCGAGGCAUUUUAUAUGCAGAAUGAUGAUGUUUCAUGGUGGGUAGAUUCGGGAGCAACAUCCCAUGUGUGCAAGGAUCAACGUUGGUUUACAUCUUUAAGGCCAAUUGAAGAUGGCUCAACAUUGCGCAUGGGGAAUGUGUCUACCGAACCCAUCAAAGAAAUUGGAAGUGUUAGG
Cuscuta campestris is the source of this 1261-nucleotide messenger RNA. The record is from the annotation of a GenBank genome assembly. Lineage: Eukaryota; Viridiplantae; Streptophyta; Magnoliopsida; Solanales; Convolvulaceae.